UUCCCUUUCACUCUUUUUUUCCAUUUUCAUUUCAUUUUCAUAAACCUUUUUUUGCAUUAUAUAAUAUAGAUAUAUCUGGGUCCCUUAUUUCCAGUUCUAUUCUAUAUUCUAUAUUAAAACCAUACAUCAAAAAUCUCUUCAAAUUUCAAAUUCAAAUCACUCUCUCAAAUGGCUCAAAAUCAAAAUUCCUCCGAGUUCUGGCUCCCGCCUCAGUUCUUCACUUCCUCCAAAAACGACACCGUUUCAAACACUCUCUUUCCUUACUUAAUCACUUCACCCACUACCGUAACAGAACAACAACAACACAUCACCGAGUUAACUCGUCAAAUGACUCACUCUUCUCUUCAUCACAAUAAACUCGCUCUCAACAACAACCACUACAAGGAUGUUUUUGUCAAUGAUUUGCAACUAUUGAAGAUGAACGAGUUUGAGAAUGGAAGGUUCGUGAUAGGAUCAACUCAAAACGACAGCGUUUUGAAGUUGAACGAGUUUGAGAGUGGAAGGUUCGGGAUAGUAACAACUCGAAACGACAGCGUUUUGAAGCUGAACGCACGGAGAUCGAGGUAUGAUCUGCUACAUGCUGCUGCAGUAGAAGAUGAAAGGAUUCGUCAAGUUAACAACUUCGAAGAAGCAUUUCACAGUUUUGUUCCUAAAAAGCCCUCUGGAUUUCAUACUCAGAAUAGUCAACAUUCAUUUUCUCAGAAAAAGUUACAAUCACAAAUUGCACAAUUUGAGAUUUUGAAGAAAGAGUGGUUGAAGCAACGAGAGGAGUUUGUUAGAAGUUUUUCGGAGAGAGAAAGUGGAAAUUACCAAAAUAUCCCUAGUAGGAGCAAUGAAACGGUUUUUCAGGGUAAUGUUGGUUUGUCUUCAUCUGCUGCACCUGCAUGGCCAUCUUUCAAGAGUGGAAGCAGCAACAACAAGAACAUAAAUAAGGCCGUUUUUCACGGAAACCCUAAUUUGAAAAAGGAACGAAAUGGAACUGGUGUUUUCUUGCCUCGUGUUGCUGAUAGGAGUAAUAAUACUGAAUCAUCAUCAUCAUCAUCAAGAAAGAAACCAGGUUGUAAGAAUGUGAAUGUGGUUGUUCCUGAAAAAGUGGUUCAUGCUUUGAACCGGAAGGUUGAAGAGAGUAUGAUGAGAGAUUACAUGCAGCAAAAGAAUCGUUUUUAUGAAAUUUUAAAUAAUGAAAAUACUAAUGGUGUUGGAAGGAUUAGGGGUGAAAAUGGAUUUUCUCAGCAAAAGAGGAACGAGAAGGCACAUCAGAAUCAGACAGAGGGGAGCCUUGAAAUCCGGCUUCCUCCAGAAUGGACUUAUUGAUAGGUAUAAGUGGUGGGACUAGUGUUUUAAAAAUUGAACCGAAUCAGACGGUUUGAUUGCUCAAAUCGGUUGUUUAAAAAUUCGAGUGGGAGUCUGGCCGAUUCGAUGUAUAAUUCGAUUUUUAAAACAUUAGUGUAGGAUUAAGGUGAAUAAGUUUAGGAAAAUAGUACUAGUUAAUACAGGGUAAAAAAGAAUUAGGGUUAUCCAUAUUUGGGAAGCUAGAAAAAAUAGGUACUUAUUGUUUCUUAUUUGGAAAACAGAAUAGGGGGAAUGGCUAUGGCUUUGGCUUUGGCUUUGGCUUUGGCUUUGGCUUUGGCUUUGGCUUGGGGCUUAUUACAGGCUGAGGGGUAUUUUGGGAAAAUCACUAUCUGGAUGAUGGGUAGAAAUUUUCUGAUUUAGUACUAGUUUAGGAAAAAUAAAAGCAUAAUGAAUAUUGUGAAGGUGGUGAAGCACAAGGUUGGAAAUGAUUUGGUGAGAUUGUAAUUACAGCUUUGAAGAUUUCUGGGGAAUGUAAUGUAAAGAUCAUAUUAGUAUCCACCAACCAUAUAUUACUAUAUGAUACUGUAAUGAUAUAAAUAAAUGAACAUAUUUUCUUUCAA
This is a messenger RNA of Trifolium pratense (red clover), 1913 nucleotides long. RefSeq lists its product as uncharacterized. The coding region runs from base 169 to 1314 and encodes 381 amino acids. NCBI's taxonomy places the organism in Eukaryota, Viridiplantae, Streptophyta, Magnoliopsida, Fabales, Fabaceae. The record is from RefSeq and is a predicted model, not a curated record. The transcript is spliced from 5 exons.